AUGGUCGGCGCGGGCUCGCGCGAGCCGCGGGCGCUGCUCGUCGCGCUCGGCUCGACUCUCGCGCAGCUGCGGCGGGAGGAGGCGGCGGGCGGUGCCGAUGACGCGGGCGCGGCGGUGGCGCUGCGAGCGGUGCAGCUGUACGCCCCUCUCGCGCAGACGGUGGGGCUCGCGCCGCUCGGUUGCGAGCUCGAGGCGGUCUCGUACCGCCGCCUCUUCCCAGGACACGUCUCCCGCCUGGGCGCGUGGUUCGACGCCGUCUGGCCGGACGCGCACCAGCUGCUGCCCCGGCUGAUCGCCGAGCUGCGAGCCGCCGUCGAGGAGGCGCCGUCGCUGCACGGGCUGCUGGCGGAGCUGCUGCGCGACGUGGACGACGUCGAGGCGGUGCGGGACGUGCUCGCGCUCCGGCUCGUGCUGGCGCCGUCGGUCGGCGCGGCCGCCGAGCUGGCCGCCAGCCUGGAGCAGCCGACCCUCUCUCGCCCCGAGGCGGAGGCGCUCCUCUGCUACGCCGCCUACAAGCAGGUCGUCACGCGCUGGCGCGAGGAGCCGGGCCGCUUCAAAGACUUUGUGCGGCUCCCCGACGGCCGGCUGGUCGAGGUGCAGGUCCGCUCCGAGGCGAUGCACGAGGCGGCCGAGCGAGGGGCCGCGGCGCACGGCCUCUACAAGGGCGGCGUCGACACGCCUGCGCUGCUCCUGCCCGAGGCGGCGGCGACCAUCGAGACGCUUCGCGCGCUUCCGGGGCGGGUUCCGGCGGGUCGACGACUCGCGAAGGACGCGACGGCGUCCCCGACGGAGCGAGGCGGCGGAGGAGCAGAACGGCCGGGGAGCUAA
Emiliania huxleyi CCMP1516 is the source of this 828-nucleotide messenger RNA. RefSeq lists its product as hypothetical. The coding region runs from base 1 to 828 and encodes 275 amino acids. Gene Ontology annotation, biological process: guanosine tetraphosphate metabolic process. NCBI's taxonomy places the organism in Eukaryota, Haptophyta, Isochrysidales, Noelaerhabdaceae. The transcript has 7 exons. The record is from RefSeq and is a predicted model, not a curated record.